Messenger RNA from Dunckerocampus dactyliophorus (ringed pipefish), 2866 nucleotides. It is a transcript of the gene nln, whose product is annotated as neurolysin (metallopeptidase M3 family). NCBI's taxonomy places the organism in Eukaryota, Metazoa, Chordata, Actinopteri, Syngnathiformes, Syngnathidae. The record is from RefSeq and is a predicted model, not a curated record. Gene Ontology annotation, molecular function: metalloendopeptidase activity. Gene Ontology annotation, biological process: proteolysis; peptide metabolic process. Gene Ontology annotation, cellular component: mitochondrial intermembrane space. Bases 131 to 2257 code for a protein of 708 amino acids. The transcript is spliced from 13 exons.
CGCAAACCGUGACGGCGGAAAUAAGACAGCCAAGCUGCUGCUGGCCAGGAGAGAACGCAGUGAGAAGGCAAGCUUUGAUUUGGGUACUUUUUCUUUCUUUUGUUUGCUUUUCAAAACGCAUGGCGUUGGAAUGUUUGCGUCACGUGUGACAGCAGCAGCCUGGCGCGCGCUCGGCAGGGAGCCCGUGUGGAGAAUGACCAUCCUCAACAACUCUGCCGUCGUUCCCGCGCGAGGCUGCGCUCAGGCAGGGAGCAAGAGGAAUCUGCCGAGAUGGGAUAUGACACCCGAGGAGAUCACGACCUCCACGGAGCGCUUGAUGGGCAGGGUGAAGAAGGUCUAUGAUGACGUCGGGUCUCUCAACGUGGAGGAUGUCUGCGUUGAAAACACCCUGAGAGCUCUGGCCAACGUCAAGCUGGACUAUGCAUCGUCUCGCCAUGCCCUCGACUUCCCGCAGUACGUCUGCCCUUCCAAGGAGGUCCGGUCGGCGAGCACAGAGGCGGACAAGAAGCUUUCCGAGUUGGACGUGGAGCUGAGCAUGAGGGAAGACGUCUUCCAGAGAAUCACUGCCUUGCAGAAGAAGCUUCCGGAAAACGUCUCCGCAGAAGAGAUGAGGCUCCUCGAACGACUUGUGAUGUUGGGCAGGAGGAACGGACUGCACUUGUCUUCAGAGACGCGAGAGCAAAUAAAAAGGACAUCCAAGCUCAUCAGCGAGCUCUCCAUCGAGUUCAAUAAGAACCUGAACGAGGACAACACCUUCCUGGUCUUCUCCGAGCAGCAGUUGGACGGACUGGCUGGCAGCUUCCUCGGAGGCCUGGAGAAGACCCUGGAUGGACGCUACAAGGUGACGCUGGAGUACCCGCACUACUACCCCAUCAUGAAGAGGUGUCGCGAUCCCGAGACGCGCAGGAAAAUGGAGACGGCAUUUCACAGCAGGUGCAAAGAGGCCAACACGCCCAUCCUGGAGCGCUUGAUACAGCAGAGGUCAAAGGUGGCGACCCUGCUGGGCUACAGCAGCCACGCGGACUACGUGCUGGAGCUCAACAUGGCCAAAAACGCCAGCAACGUGGCCGCCUUUCUAAACGCCCUCCACGAGACGCUGAAGCCCGUCGGCGUCCGAGAGAGGAAGUACAUCCUGGCACUGAAGAAGAGGGAGUGCCUGGCGAGGGGCGGCCAUUUUGAUGGGCAGAUCAACGCCUGGGACCUGCCCUACUACAUGAACCAAGUGGAGCAGCGCAAGUUCGCCGUGGACAAGGACAAGCUCAUCGAGUACUUCCCGCUCCACGCCGUCACGGAGGGGCUCUUUGGGAUCUACCAGGACCUGCUGGGUCUCAGGUUCAGCGAGGUCCAGCAAGCCCACGUGUGGCACCACGACGUCAAGCUGUAUGCCGCGCAUGACGCAGACACGGGGGAGGAGGUGGGCCUUUUCUACCUGGACCUGCACCCCAGGGAGGGAAAGUACAGCCACGCUGCGUGUUUCGGCCUUCAGCCGGGCUGCAGAGGCCCCGAUGGAACGCGUCGCCUCCCGGUGGCGGCCAUGGUGGCGAACUUUACCAAACCCAGUAAAGGCUUGCCCUCCCUCCUCCAGCACCACGAGGUGGAGACGUACUUCCAUGAGUUUGGUCAUGUCAUGCACGAGCUGUGCUCCAAGACCACCUUUUCAGAGUUCAGUGGGACUCUGGUGGAGACCGACUUUGUGGAAGUCCCCUCCCAGAUGCUGGAGAACUGGGUGUGGGAGAAGGAGCCUCUGAGGAGAAUGUCUCGCCACUACAAGGACGGCACGGCCAUCCCGGACCAGCUGCUCGACAAACUCAUCGCGUCCAGAGUGGCCAACACGGGUCUGAUGAACCUGCGUCAGGUGGUCCUCAGCAAAGUAGACCAGUCGCUACACAGCAGCGCUCGUGCGGACACGGCCGCAGUGUUUGCUCAACACUGCCAGGACAUCCUGGGCGUCCCCGCCUCAGCAGGCACCAACAUGACGGCCACCUUCGGCCACCUGGCGGGAGGAUACGACGGCCAGUACUACAGCUACCUGUGGAGCGAGGUCUACUCCAUGGACAUCUAUUUCAGUCGCUUUAAAAAGGAAGGAAUUCUCAACCCAGAGGUUGGGAAAGAGUACCGGAGAGUCAUCCUGGAGGCGGGAGGCUCCGUGGAUGGAAUGGACAUGCUGGAACGCUUUCUUGGUCGCGCUCCGUGUCGGGAAGCAUUCUUUCAGUGCAAGGGACUGAGCAGGACACAGGACACACACGCCGCACUCUGAUGUGUCCUGUCAAUGGUGACAAAGGUCCAGUACAGUGUUUCCCACAGGACUACAACCUAUUUGUGGUGGCAAAGGCGGUACAUGAUGUCACUGACUAAUUUGCAUAAUUGGCCGUGACGCAUGUGCAUGUAACUCAUAAUGGACGCCGUUGGAGAGUCAGGAAUAACGUUGUGGGAGACAAAAAGUGAGUCAAAAAUAAGACAAGCAAAACAGGUAGCGCCAAAUUUAUGUGUGGCAAGGAAGAGACCACUCCCCCACAAUGUCCACCUGCUGUGUCAUAGUGUUUGUACUUUACGGUACAUUUACAUGUAUAUACAUGAAAAUAAUCAAAGUUGGGCACAUUUCCUGGUAAUUAUGAAGAAUUAUGACCACAAUAAACAAUGAAAUUGAAAUAAAAUGCAAUACAUUUAAAUGUAAAUAAAAAAUGUACAUUUAAAAAUGAAAUUAUAUUUUAAUUAAAUGUAAUGAAUUAUAUUAAAUUUAAAUUAAAGCUUUUUCCCUGAUAACCAUUUAAAAGAUCUGUUAUAAUUCCCAUGCAGAAUGUCCAGUUCGGCAAGGACCAGGGAUGUUUUGUAUGAAUAUGUUUGCACAUAUUCUUGGCAAUAAAUA